This is a messenger RNA of Ilyonectria robusta, 1152 nucleotides long. RefSeq lists its product as uncharacterized. Bases 121 to 1008 code for a protein of 295 amino acids. The transcript has 2 exons. The record is from RefSeq and is a predicted model, not a curated record. Lineage: Eukaryota; Fungi; Ascomycota; Sordariomycetes; Hypocreales; Nectriaceae.
UCCCGUUGCAUCCGUAGUUUUCUCCAACAUCUCUCGUCUCUCGUUCACUGCAGUUCUCCGUAAUUGAAACCCUCUUGUUGAUACUCCAAGGCGUUUGUUUUCUUCCCCUUGGCCUCCAUCAUGUUGCUCUUCCCGGUUGCCUUGGCCUUAUUGCUCGCCUGGGGCCAGUCCACAGUGUAUGGUGACAAGACCAUUACAUGCUAUGGCUACGGGGGGCUCGCAUAUCCAAACAACACACGCUGCCCUGGCUCCAAUGCUUGCUGCGGUGUUGAUGCGACGUGUUUGUCAAAUCGGCUGUGUCACAAGCCCAACGACGGCGCCAGUACAUUUUUGAGAGGCCCUUGUGCCAUCGACCCAUACGAUUCGGGCACAUGCGCGCAAAUCUGUCUCUAUAAUGAGACCACCGGCAUUCUCCCUCGCGUAAACGCCUGCUCCGACGGAUCUCUUUGCUGCGACGACGAUAGCCACUGCUGUGACAACGGGAAGGGCAUUUUCCUCGACAACGACGGCCAGGUAGCAGACAGCGCCCCAAGCACAACCUACUCGUACGGUCCAGAACGUACGGCGGCCACUUUCCGAACGAAAGAGGAGACCACUACCAGCUCGACAACUGUUGCUACCAGCUCGACGACUGUUGCUACCAGCUCAACUGUUGCCACCACAUCUGCGAGUGAAUCGACUACAACCGCAUCAGUUGCGACUUCAACUUCAUCCUCAGCAGCAGAAGAGUCAAGCAGCGCAGGUGAUGCCAACAACACCUCAAGUCUAGCAAUCGGUCUAGGUGUUGGGAUUCCUGUAGCUGCCGUCGCCGCCGGCUUGUUAGGUGCUUGGUUUUGGUGGAGAAAUCGAAAGGCCAAGAAAGCCGCAGCCGAUGAGAUGGAAGUGCAAUUUGCAAGAGAAGUCGCACAGCGUCAGUUUCAGUGGCCUGAGAGUGGAUAUCAACACACUGGGAGUUACGAGUUGCCACCCAGGAGCCCAGUUGAGUUAGAUGGAGCGAGUAAAAGGUAGCAAGGUCGAUGUAUCUAGUUCUUUGGGUUUCUCGACCCCGUUCAAUAUCAUCAGUAUAUAGCCCCCAAAUAAGUCAAAUAAACACAGUAAUAUGAAUAAUGGAUCUUGGAAAAUAGUAUUCAGGUUAAUAGAGUUAUUACACAU